AUGGCUAGUGAUGAGAGUUUUGUAGCUCUUGUGCACUAUAGAGGGUCCAUUAAGAAGAAAACGCGAUCAGGGAUUAAGUUCACUGACAAGGACCCGCUGAGUAUUUUUCUCAAACCUUCAACAAGUUUUGCUGAGUUUAAGAGUACUAUACUACGGAGACUAGGACUGCAUGGCGUGAAACGGGUGGAGAAGUUGUUCUAUCGUAUUCUGAUCUCCGUGUUACGCGAUGAUGUGAAGUAUGAUUCAUUCAUUAUUAGCAGUGACGAAGAUAUGCAGGUGCUGUUUCAUUGUCGCCGUCAGUUUCUUGAGGUGAGGACUUCGGAGUUGUUGGCGGAACUUGUAGAUGUGGCAUCUAGUUCUAGAGGCUCGAACAGGAAUAUGCACUCCACAGGAUAUGUAGCCAGCUCUAGUGCAUUGCCUGUUGAAUCAUCGUCAGCAGUGCCGGUGUUUGCACCCGAGCCAGACUUAGUGGCUUCACCAUUAUUUGCCGUCAAUUUGAAUCGAAGUUGUGAUGCAUUAGUUGGCGAGGCUGGACCGUUGGGAGACGGUGAUUUUGCGGUGCCCAGCUCUCCUCCGUGUGUUCCGGUAAUCGGAGAGGUUGCAGCACCCGAAGGGGUUGAGGAUGCAUUGCAGGAUGAUGAUGAUGAUGAUGUGGAGCUCGCAACGAUUGCUGCAGAUGAUAGCGAGGAGGAGACUCCACGGACGACUCAACCUGCCGAUGGGGGAGCUUCUAGUUCAAGAGGCGUAUCUGAGUUUCAGGUUGGCCAGCAGUUUCAAGAUAAGGAGGAAGUUGUGCUUAGCGUGAAGACAUAUAGCAUUCGCCGUGGGGUUGAGUACAAGAUAUUGGAGUCGGAUCACCGCAAGUACUAUGGCAAGUGCAAGGAAUUCGGGAGCGGAGCUGAUGCUGCAACAUCGAUUAAGGUACUGCAGAAUGCCACGGAGGCACACUUCGAGUUCAGACCAACGUAUAGGAGGGUCUGGAUGGCCAAGCAAAAGGAUGUGGCACAAAUUUAUGGAGACUGGGAUAAUUCGUAUAAUGAGUUGCCACGAUAG
This is a messenger RNA of Arachis stenosperma, 1053 nucleotides long. RefSeq lists its product as uncharacterized. The record is from RefSeq and is a predicted model, not a curated record. The transcript has 3 exons. NCBI's taxonomy places the organism in Eukaryota, Viridiplantae, Streptophyta, Magnoliopsida, Fabales, Fabaceae. Bases 1 to 1053 code for a protein of 350 amino acids.